This is a messenger RNA of Schistosoma spindalis, 1980 nucleotides long. Lineage: Eukaryota; Metazoa; Platyhelminthes; Trematoda; Strigeidida; Schistosomatidae. The record is from the annotation of a GenBank genome assembly.
AUGAAAAGAAAGCAUACAGAAAACUCUACUUACGUGUCAGCACCAGUAAUGCCAACAAGUGUACAAGAAGAUCUUAGUGAUGUGAGCGAUGAUUUUGAAGAUACAUACAAUACAGAAGUAGCUAACAUUCAGACUCAGUUAGACCAAUUAGAUAAAAAAACUCAUCCAGAAUUUGUGAAAAUUCGUGAAGAAAUAGAAACUUGGUAUUCGGAACAAAAACAACGUAUUCAAAUUCUACAUGAACACAAAUUAGAUACUAUUUAUCGUGAGUAUACAAAAGAAGCUGAAGCAUGUGAUCGAGAUUGUGAGCAUGAGAAACGACGAAUUCAAGCUUAUUUAGUAUCAUUAUGUGAAGAAUUGAAACGACGUUUGGAACAUGAUAAGAAAAGCAUUGAAUUGACUCCAAGUGGAGAUAUUCUUGAAUUUAAACCUGCGAUAACUCGGAAGUUGAGACGACGAGCUAUAGGUGGAGUUGGUAGUGGUGUUAGCGUCGGCUCGGGAGGCGGAAAUGAUGUUUCCGCUUCAAAUCCAGCUAAUUUCAUGUACUGGGGUGAUUUACUUCUUUGUGGUUCACAUUGGCCAAUGAAUUCGAACUUGAGUACAAAGUUACAGAAAUCCAUUUCAAAUGAUUCAUACAAUUCUAUUGUUACUGCAAAUAGCAAUGAUGAAAAUACCGAUCCAGUCCAAUCGUCGUCAAAUUUAGAGAAUGAACCUAAAGAGAAUGCUUUAAAUGAUAUAUCAGGAAUUCCAUGUAGUAAUACAAUGUCAUCAGUAUUCCAGUCGACCUCAUUAUCAUCAUCAUUAUCAAUAACGUCGGCAUUAACCACAACAGCGACGAUGCCUACUACAACUUCCAUAACUAGCACCACGUUCAAUUCGACUUCUAAGUCAAAUAUAUUUGGUACUUUAGGUUUAAAUCCCUUUGAUGGAAGUUUAUUAUCACAUCUAUUAGCUUCCAUGAAUAACAACACAUCAUUGACAAAUUUAUAUACGAAUUCUUCAUAUUGUUUAUCAAACACACCAGACAACAUAAAUAAUGUCGGUGACUUUUUAACUAAUGGAGGUGUAGCAGUGAAUUCGUCGUGUAAUUCUACUGCAGUAGCUGUGGCAGCUGUUGCAGCUGGUCUUAUUAUGCCGUCAAAUGGUACUGGAACGAUUGGUUUAUCAAAUAACAUCAGACUGUCUCCAGUUACUGCACUUGGUUGUGGUCUAGUACCACUUCUAAAUAAUAAUAAUAAUCAUAAUCACUCUUCAUCAACGUCUAUUCGUAAAAGACGUCAUCAGAAUACUACGCCUAGUGCACAACUAAAUCUUUUAUUACCGGAACAUGAAAUUUAUGCAGAUUUAACAAUUAUUCAUAGAGCUUGUUCAAAAGUGUCAAAUAUUCCCAAUGGAACAUCAAUGAGUAGCGGUAGUCGUAAGCAUUCUUCACAUACUACAAGUAACAAUUCCAAUUAUACUCCUUAUAAUAAUUCGAAUACAUCUCAAUUGUGCUGUACUAGUCCAUUAAGUCCUUCCUUAGGUAAAUGUUAUGAAGAUAAUUGUGGCUCAAAUAGACUGACAAAAGAUUCCAACACAACAACUAUGAAUACACCGUUAUUUUCAUCUCAUUCAAUUGGUUCGCCUAAUUCAUUCAAUAGUGCAAGUGUUGGUGAUUUGCCAGUAACACGUACAGGUGCACGUACAACUGGAACGGGCCACAUUGGGACUAGUUCAUCCAUGAAUAACCAGUCCAAUGCAUCGUUUUCUGUGUGGAUAGACGAUGGACGACUUUACUGCGGGCAUAAAUGCUAUCAGAUUGGUGCUUCAGUUAUCUUAGAAGGUCGUGAUGGUUCAAGUCAUCGAUGCACUGGUACAAUAGCAUCUAUUGGUGUUCAAGACAUAGCUAUACGAAGAUGUUCAGAUCAUGGAAUAUGUCGUGUAACUGUACAACAAUUAAAACAAGGACGAUAUGCAAUAUGGCCAAGUAAAUCUGAAUAG